Molecule: messenger RNA, 540 nt
Organism: Miscanthus lutarioriparius
Lineage: Eukaryota; Viridiplantae; Streptophyta; Magnoliopsida; Poales; Poaceae
Source: the annotation of a GenBank genome assembly
AUGGCGGCCGCCUCGAUGUUCCUCCUCGUCCUCGCCUCCGCGGCCACCGUCGUGGCGCCGGCAUCCGCGGCGGGCGGCGACAACGACAAGGAGACGCACAUCAAGCUGUACUGGCACGACGUGGCGAGCGGCGCGAGCCCGACGGUGGUGGAGGUGGCGCGCGCCGCCGUGACCAACACCUCCAAGAGCUUCUUCGGCGCCGUGAUGGUGAUCGACGAUCCGCUCAGCGAGGGCCCCGACCUCAACUCCUCCUCCUCCGGCCUCCUCGGGCGUGCGCAGGGCACCUACAUCAGCGCCGGCAAGGACGAGUUGUCCCUGCUCAUGAACAUGAACUUCGUGUUCCAGGCGGGAAAGUACAACGGCAGCAGCGUCGCCAUCAUGGGCCGGAACGCCGUGUUCGACGCCGUCCGGGAGAUGGCCGUCGUGGGCGGCACGGGCGUGUUCAGGAUGGCGCGCGGGUACGCGCAGGCCCGGACGCACACCUUCGACCUCAAAACCGGCGACGCCACCGUCGAGUACAACCUCUUCAUCAGGCAAUGA